AUGGCGUUUAUUCAGAUGAAGAGCAUCGCUGCGAGUAUUAUCGAAGAGUUCAGUCUGCAGGUGGACCGCGAAUGGAAUCCCAAGUACGUUGCCAUGAUCACGGCUAAAAUGGAGAAGGGGCUUCCGAAACACAUCAAUACUGGGCCUACGUCUUAUCCAAUUCUGGGUUCAUUAAUUGCUUUCCUGAGUAACCGAAGCAGGCUCACAGAAUGGCUGACGGAGCUUCUCGAACACGCUCCCUUCAACAUCAUCACUUUUCAUCGCCCCGGAAUAAAUGUUAUCACGGCCGAUCCAGGCAAUGUGAAGCACCUUCUCAAGACCCGUUUUGAGAAUUAUCCCAAGGGCAACUAUUUCAGGCUCCUCCUCAACGAUCUGCUCGGCACCGGAAUUUUCAACACAGACGGCGCUCCCUGGAAAUUGCAGAGGCGAGUGGCCAGUUACGAGUUCAGCACCAACUCUUUGCGCGACUUCAUUGCGGAGAGCGUGCAUAACGAGAUCACCAAUCGCCUUCUGCCACGGCUCAGAAAAGUUGCUGCCACCAACCAGCGGGGGGAGAAUCGGCUGGAUAUGCAGGACGUCUUCAAGCGAUUUGCCUUCGACAACAUAUGUCAGGUGGCAUUCGGCAUGGACCCCGCUUGCCUCGACAUUUCUCUACCUCUCUCAGAAUUCUCAGAGGCCUUUGAUGUCGCCACGAAUUUGAGCCUGAAAAGAUUCACGGAUCCCCUGCCCUACCUGUGGAUGCUCAAGCACUUCGUCAACGUCGGCUUACGCCAGGCAAUCCACUUCAUUCAUAACUUCGCGCAAGACAUAAUCGAGGCGAGGAAGGACACUCCGUCUUCCGCGCUCACCUGGUUCUUUUGGCUCCUCUCCUCUCAUCGCCGAGUCGAAAACAUCUAUGUAGAAAUUACACGCAUUAUUGCUGCCAGACAAGAGAUCAGUUCCUUUUUCUCUUAUGAGGAAUUGAAGCAGAUGAAGUAUCUGCAGGCUGCUCUAUGUGAAUCGAUGAGGGCAAGGACAUUCAUCGUAAGAGUUUUGUCAGAUGGUGUAGCUGCAACUUCCCUGGUCGACAUGUAUGCAAAAUAUGUAAGCAUUGACAAGUUGGCAGAUGUGAAGCCAAAUUCUGCAACUUUUGCUGGCAUCCUCCCAGCCUGUGCCAAAUGGGAGCUUUGGGACAGGGUAUGGACAUCCUUCAAAGCAUAA
Messenger RNA from Cryptomeria japonica (Japanese cedar), 1200 nucleotides. RefSeq names its product cytochrome P450 94A1-like. Gene Ontology annotation, molecular function: heme binding; monooxygenase activity; oxidoreductase activity, acting on paired donors, with incorporation or reduction of molecular oxygen. The record is from RefSeq and is a predicted model, not a curated record. The coding region runs from base 1 to 1200 and encodes 399 amino acids. Lineage: Eukaryota; Viridiplantae; Streptophyta; Pinopsida; Cupressales; Cupressaceae. The transcript is spliced from 5 exons.